AUGGGUGAUCGAUCACGAAGCAGAUCUCCCCGGCCAAGAGAUAAUGGCGACCGAGACCGAUCCAAAAAGUCUGGUGGUUUCCGGUGGAAAGACAAGAGUGACAAGAUUCGCACCGACGAUUCCCGCGGCGAUGAGCGCAGAUUAGAACGCGGAUAUCGCGACCGACCACGAUCGCCACGUCGCGACAGAGAUGGAGACCGGUACGGAGGAUCUCGAGAUCGCAGCCGGGACCGUGACCAGCGACGACGCGAUGAUCGAGAUGCGCCGCGCGAAGGUGGGGAAAUGAAAGAAAAGACAGAGAAGAAGGAAAAGAAAGAGAAGAAACAGAAGAAGCCUGUCAUGCCUCAAUCCUCGGAGCCCAUGAUUGUCGUCCAUGUCAAUGAUCGCCUGGGAACCAAAGCUGCGAUUCCAUGUCUUGCUUCAGACCCCAUUAAGCUCUUCAAAGCCCAGGUGGCUGCCCGCAUUGGUCGUGAACCUCAUGAGAUUCUUCUGAAACGUCAAGGCGAACGUCCAUUCAAAGACCAGCUUACACUCGAGGACUAUGGAGUGAGCAACGGAGUACAGCUUGAUCUCGAGGUCGGAACUGGAGAAUGA
Molecule: messenger RNA, 594 nt
Organism: Penicillium nucicola
Lineage: Eukaryota; Fungi; Ascomycota; Eurotiomycetes; Eurotiales; Aspergillaceae
Product: ubiquitin-like protein HUB1
Exons: 3
Coding region: 1-594 (197 amino acids)
Biological process (GO): protein modification process; mRNA splicing, via spliceosome
Cellular component (GO): nucleus; cytoplasm
Molecular function (GO): protein tag activity
Source: RefSeq, a predicted model, not a curated record